AUGACGACAUCAGAUAUUACAGUGCAAGAAAUACUUAUUUAUCCAAUAAAAUCUUGUGGUGCUAUUAAAGUCAAUGAAGCACUAACAACUCGUUAUGGACUUUCACUUCCAUCAAAUCCUUUACUUUCUGAUCGACGAUGGUUGGUUAUAGAAGGAGCUCGCCAAAGGAAUCAACGUCAUAUGUCUCGAAUGGCAUUGAUUCAACCAACAUUUACAUCAUCAGGUCUUCAAGUUGAUGCACCUGGAAUGACAUCAUUAAUGAUUCCUUAUAAUCCAUUACCAAAAGAUAUUAUAGAAAUAGAAGAACUUAAUGUUAAAGGUCGAGCAUAUGGUGGUAAAAUUGCCGAAUGGUUUUCGACAUUUUUAGAAAGACCUGGCUUAGAUUUAAUUUAUUUUGAUGAACAAUUUGAACCUCAACAUACAAAAAACAUUGAACGAGAAUUUCCAAAUGAAGCACUUGACUCAGAUGUCGUAGUCUAUCAUGAUAUGAGUCCAUUUCAUUUAGGUUCAUUGGAAUCAAUAGAUGAUCUUAAUAAACGAUUACCAAAGCCAAUUAAAAUAUAUAAUUUUCGACCAAAUAUUAUUGUUAGUGGUGUUGAUAAACCAUAUGGCGAAGAUUAUUGGCGAGAAAUACAAAUUGGUGAUCAAGUUAAACUUCGAUGGUUUCGAUCAUGUUUGCGGUGUUUAUUGCCAACUGUAAAUCAAGAAACAGGUAUUCGUGAUGAAAAACAAGAACCAUGGAAAACACUUCAAACAUAUCGACGUAAACCAGAGUUGUAUGGUAUUAAAGCACAAUUUGGAAUAUAUCUUGCAACUAGUGAAAAUGGUAUUAUUCGUGUUGGUGAUCGUGUUCAUGUUUUACGAGAAGAUAAAAACUUUUAA
Rotaria sp. Silwood2 is the source of this 882-nucleotide messenger RNA. Lineage: Eukaryota; Metazoa; Rotifera; Eurotatoria; Philodinida; Philodinidae. The record is from the annotation of a GenBank genome assembly.